GAAAAAUCAAGCGAUACACGGCUUCAGGAGCUUGAGGAGCAAAUCAAGGCACAGCACAGACAAAUGGCAAAGGCGCAAGCAGUGCAACGAAAAAUUCGUAUGUUAACGAAAAGUAAUGAAAGACUAGAAAAAAAAAUCGCCGAAUGGAAGAAGAAGUUAGCAGGACUGACGAAACAUUGUAUUAAAGUGCAUCAAGAAGCGUAUGCAAACGCGACGAACGAGCUCAGUGAGUGCAAGAAGAAUUCUGAAAGAAUAGUGAGCAGAUAUAAUGAGAUGAAAAAAAAGAAUGAAGACGUGGCCUCGGACGAACUCAUUCUGCUGAAUGAGAAAGUUAAAAAGUGGGAAAAUUUAACCGUGGAUUGCGCAGCAAAUUACCAGAAUUGGCUGCGAAGUUACAAGGAGUGCAUGGAGGACAGAAAUAAGUCGAUAUCACUGGGCGAAAAUUGCCCAAAAGACUCUGAAAUAUCGGCAAAGGAGCAGGAAACGUGGAAAAGCAAACUCGAUAAGGUCAGAGAGGAAAAAGACCGGUGCGAAAAUGAAUACGAUGAAGCGAAGAAGACCAGAGACAAGUAUAAGGAGGUAAGACAAGAAACACGAGAUAAGAGUCGCCGCCUUUGA
Molecule: messenger RNA, 618 nt
Organism: Gongylonema pulchrum
Lineage: Eukaryota; Metazoa; Nematoda; Chromadorea; Rhabditida; Gongylonematidae
Source: the annotation of a GenBank genome assembly